AUGGCUUGUAAGAUCAAAGGCAUCUACAAAGGAUUCAAAUCAAUUUCCCAUUUGUUUGUUGUGAAGAAGACCGAGAUGGAAAUUGGGCUCCCCACAGAUGUUAUACAUGUGGCACACGUUGGUGCCGAUAACUCUUCCACUAGUGCUCCCAGUUGGAUGAAUGAAUUCAAGCUUGGUCCUUAUAAAACAGCAGAAUCAACCGGCAACACCAUAGUUUCUCAUCCUAUAGCUCUUUCAGCACUGUCCUCUCAAGGUAUUGAUCAAUCAGUAGGAUCUGAACCAGAAACAGAGAAUACGGGAAAACAGUCUUGCACUGAUCUUUCAAAUGUUACGGAGAAACGAAAAAGGAGAAGGAAGAACACUUCCAUUGCUGAGUCUUCUUCCUCGAAAUCUCAACGAUUGUCAAAGACGAAGGAAACAUCUACUCAAUUGGGUAUUGAUCAAUCAACGGGAUCUGGACCAGAAGCAGAGAAGAUGAGAAACCAGUCUUGCAUUGAUCUUCCAAAUGUUAGGGAGAAAAGAAAAAGGAGAAGCAAGAGAACUUCCACUUCUGAGUCAUCUUCCUCGAAAUCUCAACGAUUAUCGAAGACGAAGGAAACAUCUACUCAAUUAGAUAUUGAUCAAUCAAUGGGAUCUGAACCAGAAACAGAGAAGAUGAGUAACCAAUCUUGCAUUGAUCUUCCAAAUGUUGCAGAGAAACGAAAAAGAAGAAGAAAGAGCUCUUCCAUUGCUGACUCUUCUUCUUCGAAAUAUAAACGAUUAUCCAAGAUGAAGAAAAUAUCUUCUCAACUGGAUAUUGAUCAAUCAAUGGGAUCUGAACCAGAAACAGAGAAAACGAGAAACCAGUCUUGCAUUGAUCCUCUAAAUGUCACGGAAAAACGAAAAAGAAAGAAGAGAACUUCCCUUGCCAAGUCUUCUUCCUCCAAAUCUCGACCAUUAUCAAAGACGAAGGCAACAUCUACUCAAUUGGGUUCGUCAUCUACUCAAUUCGGUUCAUCACCAGACAUUAAAAUAUAG
Messenger RNA from Hibiscus syriacus, 1017 nucleotides. RefSeq names its product CRIB domain-containing protein RIC5-like. NCBI's taxonomy places the organism in Eukaryota, Viridiplantae, Streptophyta, Magnoliopsida, Malvales, Malvaceae. The transcript is spliced from 7 exons. The record is from RefSeq and is a predicted model, not a curated record. The coding region runs from base 1 to 1017 and encodes 338 amino acids.